AUGAUAUUCAGAAUAUUGAAUGCAUUUCUUCUCCUCAGCAUUGCAGUUCACGCAUUUUAUUUGCCGGGUGUUGCACCAACAUCAUAUCAACCCGGUGAUGCUGUGGAACUAUUUGUGAAUCACAUUACACCAACUGUUCCAUACGAUUCACACGAUGAAAAGAGAUAUUUGUAUUCAUAUGAUUAUUAUAAUCCCAAAUUUCACUUCUGUGAGCCAGAAGGAGGCCGAAAAAGACAGUCAGAAUCACUUGGAUCUGUUAUUUUUGGUGACAGAAUUUACAAUUCACCAUUUCAUUUGGAAAUGUUGAAGAACACCACAUGUAAUAUUCUUUGCACAUCAAAAGUUCCACAGAAGGAUACUGAGUUUUUCAGUAAGGCAAUUAGAACAGGAUUCCAAUACAACUGGUUGAUUGAUGGACUUCCGGUGGCUCGAAACAUGGAAGAUUCAAAGACGGAAACAACUUAUUACAGUUCGGGAUUUGCCUUAGGCCUUGUCGACGAGGAUAAUGUUGCCCACCCAUACAACAACUUCAAUCUUUUUGUGGAGUAUCACCUCAGAGAGGAUGGCAACUAUAGAGUGGUUGGUGUGACUGUUUAUCCAGAAUCUUUGGGAUACAAGUCGGAAAGUGAGCCCAAAUGCGAUUCGCCAGAGCUUGAGCCGGUCACCUUCAAUGCAGAGGGUGAAACAAAGAUUACUUACACAUACUCAGUUUAUUGGAUACCAUCUGAUACAGUGUGGGCCACAAGAUGGGAUAAAUAUCUUCAUGUUUACGAUCCAAAGAUCCAAUGGUUCUCUCUAUUGAACUUUGGCUUUAUUGUCAUUGUUCUUUCGACCAUAUUGUUCAACUUGUUAUACCACCAGCUCAACAAGGAGAUCAUAAAGUACAACGAAAUAAACUUGGACGAUGAUGGAAUUGAUGAUUUAGGCUGGAAAAUGGUUUCUGGAGACGUGUUCAGAUCCCCUUCUAAUCCAAUGCUUCUUUCCGUGUUACUAGGAUCCGGAGCUCAACUCGUUCUAAUGGCUGUUGUUACCUGUGGAUUUGCACUAUUGGGAUUGAUUUCACCUUCGAACAGGGGCUCUUUAUCUACAAUGGUGUUUGUACUUUAUGCAUUGUUUGGAUUUGUCGGUUCUUUCGUCUCUGGAACUGUCUACAAGUUUUUUGAUGGCCAGGAUUGGCGCGUGAAUAUGAUCCUUACUCCAAUACUUGUUCCGGGACUAAUAUUUGCGGCGUUCAUUUUACUCAACUUUUCAUUGAUUUUUGUCAAAUCUUCGGGCGCAGUUCCAAUCGGAACAAUGCUAACAAUUGUGGCCAUAUGGUUUGUUGUGAGUCUUCCACUUUCCUGUUUAGGCUCUAUUUUUGCGCUUAGACGCAAAAGAAUCGAACCUUCUUGCAAGGUCAACCAAAUAGCAAGACAAAUUCCACAUCAGCCAUGGUGUUUAAGGCUUCCAUUUUUGUCGUUGGCGGCCGGAAUUUUCCCAUUCGGAUCCAUUGCAAUCGAGAUGUAUUUUGUGUACAAAUCCCUAUGGUUUAGUCGGAUUUACUACAUGUUCGGCUUUCUUUUCUUCUGCUUCCUUCUCAUGUUGGCCACUACCCUUCUCGUCACAUUGUUGGUGAUGUACCUCAUCCUAUCAAACGAGAAUUAUAGAUGGCAGUGGGGAUCAUUUAUUGUUGGUGGUGGAAUCUCCUUCUACGUUUUCGUUCAUGCCAUUUUACUUUCCAAAUUCCAGAUUAGGGAUCUUGCUUCGAUUAUUUUGUAUGUCGGAUAUUCCUUGCUUCUCUCACUGGGUGUGGGACUCAUGUGCGGAACUGUUGGCUUCCUUGGAUCCAUGGUAUUUGUUUUGACUAUAUAUAAGAGGAUUAAAACAGAUUAG
Molecule: messenger RNA, 1872 nt
Organism: Brettanomyces bruxellensis
Lineage: Eukaryota; Fungi; Ascomycota; Pichiomycetes; Pichiales; Pichiaceae
Exons: 1
Coding region: 1-1872 (623 amino acids)
Biological process (GO): protein localization to membrane; vacuolar transport
Cellular component (GO): endosome; fungal-type vacuole membrane
Source: RefSeq, a predicted model, not a curated record